AGGAGCACGGGGUUUCGCGUGCGAAGCCCGACGCGGCAGUUUCCGGCAGCACCAUUGCCCGCGUUCACUCCCGCCGCCCGCACGUCUUCCUCCCUCAGUCACCCAACCGCACUAUCAAACCAGAGCUUCCGCCCGUUCACUUCCCCGAACAGCUGCUGCCUUCGCCAAGCACGUGACUGAUGCCUGCCUCUUUCUGGCUUGCUAUAUAGAUAUCCACACAAACCCCGAGCUUGACGACGAAGCGAACUGACUUUGUCUGCCAUCCAACACUCAUCCCUACCACGUCAUGCUAAUGAAGAUAUCAUCCUAAGUAUCGUAUUCAUCCACGGCCACAGCUGCUCCUACCAGCUCUUGGUCUUCCAUAUGCAGAGUUCACAACAACUCUGAGGAAUCCGUUCCGUCUGCUUGUUUGCACUAACGGCUCGAUCACCAUGCGUGUGUCAUCUGCAGUAAUGUGCCACGGCUCUCUGUUGUUUGCGGCGGCGUCAGCUACACCAAGCGUCUAUGCGGCAACAGGUUCCCCAAGUGCGUCAAUCGAGAUCUCCGCAGACAGCGCGUCGAGCCUCGCCAGCUAUGGCUUGUCACAGCGACUUCAGGAUGCCAAGAACACGAUCGACAAGAUCCCGAGCCUUCCUCUCUGCAAGCGUACGGCGAUCAACACUCUGCUAACCACCUGCGCCGAGCUCAAGUCCGACUUCUCCGAUCACAGCAACUCCCACAUCGAGGCACGCCUAGAUGCGGAGAGAGGCGCCUUCGCCGUCCGAAUGGCUAUUUGCCAGCUGGAGGGCGACGGCGUACAUAUCCCAGACGCCUGUCGGAUGUUCCUGCCCACAGCUGCGAACACCGAGCGCAAGCUGUUCUCCGGCAUGCUCAGUAGUCUUCCCUUCGCCAAGCCGGUGCCCAGGUUUCCGGACUACGAGCGCGAUACCGUAUUGCACCUUCCAAGCUGCCGGCAAGCUCUGCACGAUGAAGGCAAGGCUCAAGGCUGGCAGGUCUAUCUGCACCACCUCCAACAGGCGGCGUUCAACUGCUAUGCCAUGCGUGGCGAGACCGAAAAGGACGAGGAGGUCAACCUUCUUCGAGCAUUGCUUAGCACCACCGGCGACGUGGAGGCGGCCAUGCGCGAUGCCAAGGAGGACUUUCUCGAGCUGUUUCGAGACCUGACGGUCAAGUCUCGUCAGCACUUCGUUGAUGUCUUUCAAGACAGCGACGAGCAUCUUGAGACCGUCCAGCGCUUUAUGGCCGAGUGGCAGUCUAGCUCCGAGCAGCUCAAGGAGAACCUGGAGAACGUCAAGGUGGGUUUCCAGCACUUGCACGACGACCUCGAUCAAGCCAGCAGCAAGAUCCAAGACAAUCAGCGGCAGCACAACGAGCUCGCUACCGCUCAGAGCACUCACUUGCAGCAAGCGACCGACCAGAUCAUCGAAGUGCGCGAGCUCCACACCUACAUCCUCGAGCUAGUGCAACAAAGCCUACUGCAAGCACUCUUCUCCGCGACCAACGAAACCGCGCUCGUCGUGCAGCAAGUCAACGAAGCAAGCAGCAGAUUCAUCGACUUCACAACCAACAUCAACGACCUUGACGAGCAGAUCAGAGACAUCAAGGAGGAGACGAAUAUGUUGAAAGACACGCUUGACACGUUCACGACGUGGCUUGGUGGCAACCUCACGAGCAGUGCUCGCAGUCUGGCCGUCUUCUCAGCCUACGCAGUCGUGUAUACGUGUUUCUUCAUACCGCUCUGGCAGAGGCUCGUGAGCGUCCCGUGGUGUCUGUUUCCGGCUGUUGCUUGUGGAGGUGCCCUAGCAUUCCUGUCGACCGUCUACGAGCAGCCACACAGCGUCAUCGCCACAAUGCUUAGCAACCCCUCGGCGGCAGACUGGUUCGGUCUCGGAGGCUGGGUCCUCUUCGGCGUUACAAUCACCGCUUUCGCCGCUGUCUCCACUCUCGAGCGUCGGAGAAGCCAGUACCGCAGCAAAGCUCGAAUUCGCGACACGGUGGGAGAGGCGAAGAUGUUGACCUUCAGACUUCCUGUGAAUGAUCCAAGAGUGAUGGAGAAUAGGCGGGUGACGAUGUCGAAGUGGCAGGUGUGAUGUGCUCGUCUUAAUCUGACACUUGUUGUCAAGGCCAGCGUGCUGGCAUAACGAAAGGGCGGCGUGUGGGAAGGGCGACGGUGCGGUAGGGUGGACGGAGUUGGCUGCACUAACGCCUCCAGCUACAGCUCUACAUGGGAAUGCGGGUGGGUGGAUGUUUCGAGCAUUUAGCGGGACUGAUAUAAACCAGCACGACUAUUCUCUUAGCCACGAAAAGUUUGAACCUUCCCUUGCUGCCGCCA
This is a messenger RNA of Baudoinia panamericana UAMH 10762, 2332 nucleotides long. RefSeq lists its product as uncharacterized. Gene Ontology annotation, biological process: karyogamy involved in conjugation with cellular fusion; nuclear membrane fusion involved in karyogamy. The record is from RefSeq and is a predicted model, not a curated record. NCBI's taxonomy places the organism in Eukaryota, Fungi, Ascomycota, Dothideomycetes, Mycosphaerellales, Teratosphaeriaceae. Gene Ontology annotation, cellular component: endoplasmic reticulum membrane. The transcript is spliced from 3 exons. Bases 432 to 2090 code for a protein of 552 amino acids.